Oppiella nova is the source of this 513-nucleotide messenger RNA. NCBI's taxonomy places the organism in Eukaryota, Metazoa, Arthropoda, Arachnida, Sarcoptiformes, Oppiidae. The record is from the annotation of a GenBank genome assembly.
GACCACUACGAUCACCUCGACUUAGGCAGUGUCCAGGCGCUGAACACCCGGUUCGGGUCACACUUACAUUGGUUUGUGCCGUCAGGACUGAAGGGGUGGAUGAGAGGUGCGGUGGGUGUGACUCGCAAUGUGGUAGAACUCGAGUGGUGGCAAAGCGCUCGCAUACCGUCCAAACCGGACGUCCAGUUCGUGAUGACUCCGGCCCAACACUGGACGGGUAGGGGUCUGACAGAUGAGCGCCGGGUUCUGUGGGGCAGUUGGGCUGUCGUCGGACCGAAACAUCGAUUUUUCUUCGCCGGCGACACCGCCUAUUGUCCGGUGUUUAAGCAAAUCGGGGAAAUGUAUGGACCCUUUGAUUUGGCCGCUAUACCUAUCGGCGCGUAUGAGCCCCGGUGGCUAAUUGAGUCGGAGCACGUGGACCCCGAACAGGCCGUCCAAAUACACGAAGACAUUGGAAGUAAAUUGAGUGUAGGAGUGCAUUGGGGAACGUUCGCAUUGGCACACGAGGUAUGA